This is a messenger RNA of Somion occarium, 3060 nucleotides long. The record is from the annotation of a GenBank genome assembly. NCBI's taxonomy places the organism in Eukaryota, Fungi, Basidiomycota, Agaricomycetes, Polyporales, Cerrenaceae.
CUCAACCUCCAACCACCACUCCUACCCCCUUCUCCUUCCCUUACUCGCCGCGUAGCCUCUUCAUAUAUACCUUCCUAGACUACGAUGGCUUAUGUCUUCAAACGAGAUGGGUUAGUACUCUUUUAAUGUGCUCCAUAUAGUACUAUAUGAAUUCGCCUGAUUACCUGUGCUAUGUUUAGUCGCAAAGAACGCGUCCAGUUUGACAAGAUCACUGCGAGAAUUGCCAAGCUAUGUUAUGGUCUAGACACCAACCACGUUGACCCCAUCGCUAUUGCACAGAAAGUUAUUGCUGGUGUAUAUAAUGGUGUCACCACUGUGGAACUGGAUAACCUUGCUGCCGAAACUGCUGCGUACCUCACCACCAGACAUCCCGACUAUGCUAUUCUUGCAGCGCGUAUUGCUGUCUCGAAUCUUCACAAAGAAACCAAGAAGACCUUCUCACAUGUCAUCAAAGAUCUGUAUAAUUAUGUCAACCCCAAGAAUGAUCGACCGGCUGGUAUGAUAUCGAAAGAGACCUACGACAUCGUGAUGGCCAAUGCAGAAGUGUUGGAUUCUGCUAUCAUAUAUGACCGUGACUUCAGUUAUAAUUUCUUUGGUUUCAAGACCCUUGAGCGGUCAUAUCUCCUAAAGAUUAAUGGUCGAACUGCCGAGCGGCCUCAACACAUGCUGAUGCGUGUCGCUGUCGGCAUCCACGGCUCUGACAUUGAGCGAGUCCUACAAACCUAUAACCUCAUGUCCGAACGAUUCUUCACCCAUGCAUCACCUACACUUUUCAAUGCUGGUACCCCACACCCGCAACUCAGUUCAUGCUUCCUCGUUUGCAUGAAGGAUGAUUCCAUUGAGGGUAUCUAUGAUACUCUCAAGAACUGUGCCAUGAUCAGUAAGACCGCUGGAGGUAUCGGUCUCAGUAUCCACAAUAUCCGUGCUACUGGCUCUUACAUUGCUGGAACGAAUGGCUACUCAAAUGGCAUCGUACCCAUGCUGCGGGCAUAUGAUGCUACGGCUCGCUACGUCGACCAAGGAGGCAACAAACGCCCUGGUGCAUUCGCUAUCUACCUUGAGCCUUGGCACGCGGACGUUUUCGAGUUCAUCGACUUGCGCAAGAAUCAUGGCAAAGAGGAAGUCCGUGCUCGCGAUCUCUUCUACGCCUUGUGGAUUCCGGAUCUUUUCAUGAAGCGGGUCGAGUCAAAUGGUCAAUGGUCCUUGUUCUGUCCUAACGAAGCUCCAGGUCUUCACGAGGUCUGGGGUGACGAGUUCGAACAACUCUACGAGAAAUACGAACGUGAGGGCCGUGCGCGUAAGACGAUUGAGGCUCAGAAGCUCUGGUAUGCCAUCCUUGAGGCUCAGAUCGAAACCGGCGGACCCUUCAUGCUCUACAAGGAUGCCGCUAAUGCCAAGUCCAACCAGCAGAAUCUCGGGACGAUCAAAUCUUCUAAUCUUUGUACCGAGAUUAUCGAAUACUCGUCUCCUGAUGAGACUGCUGUCUGCAAUCUUGCUUCCAUCGCUCUCCCCACUUUCAUUGAAUCGACUGAGUCCGGCAAGGUCUACAAUUUCAAGAAGCUUCACGACGUUGCCAAGGUUGUCGCAUUCAACUUGAACCGCAUCAUCGACGUGAACUAUUACCCUAUUCCUGAAGCUCGUCGAUCUAACAUGCGUCAUCGUCCCAUUGGUGUUGGCGUGCAAGGUCUCGCCGAUGCGUUCAUGUGUCUUCAGAUGGCCUUUGAUUCUCCAGAAGCACGACUACUCAACAAGCAGGUCUUCGAGACCAUCUAUCAUGCCGCGUUGGAGGCGAGCAGUGACAUAGCUGAGGUUGACGGUCCCUACGAGACUUACGAGGGUAGCCCCGCUUCUAAGGGCUUACUCCAGUAUGACCUCUGGGGUGCUACGCCUACGGAUCUCUGGGACUGGGCUACCCUAAAGGAGAAGAUCACCAGGACCGGCCUUAGGAACGCGCUCUUGCUUGCGCCCAUGCCUACCGCCUCGACAAGUCAGAUUUUGGGCUUCAAUGAGUGUUUCGAGCCUUACACCAGCAACAUUUACACUCGUCGUGUCCUUGCUGGCGAAUUCCAAGUCGUCUGCCCAUGGCUCCUACGUGACCUUGUUGACCGGGGUCUUUGGGAUGACGAAAUGAAGAACCGAAUUAUUGCCCACAAUGGUUCGGUCCAAAACAUUCCUAGCAUUCCCGACGACCUUAAGGCCAUCUACAAGACCGUCUGGGAGAUUUCACAGAAGAAAGUCCUUGAUCUGGCUGCUGACCGUGGCGCAUUUAUUUGCCAGAGUCAGAGCUUGAACGUUCACUUGCAAUCACCAACAAUCGGACAACUCACGUCUAUGCACUUUUAUGGCUGGAAGAAGGGCUUGAAGACUGGCAUGUACUAUCUGAGGACAAGGCCGGCCGCGCAGGCGAUCCAGUUCACUGUUGACCAAGAGAUGCUAAAGAAGGGCCAGGAGGUCAAGAAAGACUCUGCUCCGAUUGUCACCGCUCCUAGGGCGACUUUCAAAGCGCCUGUGGCCAUUCCAACCAUUCCCUCUAUACCAUCUCCGCCAUCUUUACCUCCCACUUCAGUGCAAGUCUUCAGUGUCAUGACCACGUCCUUCUCGUCACCGACCUCGGCAUCUACUUCAAGUGGACUUGCGACACCGCCGCCUUCGGCCGACGACUUGGCUCACGAUGAAAAGACCAAGAGAGCUGCGGAAGAAGACCCAGAGUUCGCUGCUGCUCUCAAGCGACAACGCGAAAGGGAACUCGAGCAAGCUAAGGUGAUGUGUUCGAUUGAGAACAAGGAAGCUUGCUUGAUGUGCUCUGGUUAAGGGUUGCAUGUCUUGGUUGUUCCUUUCGUUCUGCUCUCGUCUUCGUCAUUAUCGCUACCUGUAUCUUUGGACUCUCGUCAUCACCUCUCCCUACAUCUCCCACCUCUACUCGAAUCAUUGUCUUUACUAGAGUACUCCGCUAUCACCUCUGGUCGUUCCAUCUAACUCUGUUACACUUUCCAUAUGUACAAACAUGUACACUAGUACUGUAUACAAAUCGAUAUCGAUAUACAAUUCCUUCUGCAACAG